CAUCAGGCCAUUAUUCUAGUGGUUACAUUAUUUUUGAAAGCAUGAUGUAUAACAGGAGAACGGACGAUUUUAUGCUCAACAAUUCUAUUGCAACAACAUCAUCAUCAGCAUUAGUACAAAAGCCAUUUACUGAUGAAGAUACCCAGUUCAUUAUACCUGUUCACUUGGAGGCGGAAAAUACGUCUUGGCUGCUAAUAUUUGUUUUCAUAGCAGCGUUUGGAGUACUUGCAAACAUGACAACAAUCGGAUAUAUUCUCCAUGUGAAACACUUUCAUUAUCCUACCUACAUGGUCAUAGGAGCUCUAGCAAUAGCAGAUAUAGUGUCUCUGUUCCAAUAUCUAUGUCAUCUGAUUCUUGCAAAGACCAACAAAAACUUUGUCGAUAACAAUAGUGACAUUAUAAUGACGACAAUUUAUAUAACAGCACAUGCAUCGGCAUCACAUGUAUUGCUGUUGCUUGGACAGCAAUAUUAUUUGAUAGCUGUGCCUCUUAGAUUAGUGACGAUCAGAAAACGAUAUGUAUUGACAUUAUCAAUUUUAAUGUGGAUUUCCAGUGUGAUGUUUGGAGUUAUUUAUUAUUCUGCAAGAUUUCAUGUUGCCAAAACCAAGAUCGCUAUUGUCGUCCUGAUAUUCAGGGGCUAUCUUGUCCUGGUUCCAUGUAUCUUUAUGUUAGCUUUUCACGUGGCAAAAAUAUAUAAAUUGAGGACGUCUAUUAGUAGAUUCAGAACUAGUCAGUACGUUCGAAGGAUGUCCGCAAUGAUUUUGAUGAUUAUGGCCAUUUACAUUUUUUCUGCUAUCAUAUUCCCUAUUACAUUUUCUUUAAACUUUUUCAAAGUGCUCAGCGAACGUGAAAGCAAAGUGAUUCAAAUUUUUGGACGAGUCGUAUGGUUAUUUAACCUUUCGGUCAACCCCAUCAUUUAUUUCCUUUACAAUCCACAGGUCAGACGCCAUAUGCAUGAACUGUGGUAGUCUGACCUAAAGAUGCGUAGAUCAAGUCAACAUUCACCAUGCAGUUUAUGCGGCAGUACAUUUUAACAACAAAAAUUCUUUUGAAUUGAUAUCUAGACAUUUGUGCAAGAUAUUUUCGUGUGCUAAUCCCCUUUGUAUGAUACGUCUUUAAAAAAAAAACAACAACAACAUUUUCAUUUUUAUUUUUACAUGAACUAAUCUGAAAAUCAAAGAAAAUUAUGCUUGAAAACGCUUAUCUAAAUAUAUUUAUUUAGAAUGAAUGAAUGUGCUACAUUCAUGCAAAACACUGAAGGAACGACUAAAAAGCACACUAAUUGGUAUAGAGGACACACGUGCCUUUGCUCUAUACCAAUUAAUUACAGAAACAAAUGCCUGUGAAAGGGAGCCUUUUAGACACACAUUACUUUUGCAACUGAAAGGAAAAGCUUGAAUUUUAUAACAAUUUUGAUUAAAAAAAAUUGCUUAAGAAAUCAUAUGUUUUGGUAUCACAUUACAUGUGUUUUAUUUCAAAUCCUAAAUCCAAUGACACAAAUUAUCCUUUAGGAGCCCAAACUUUUAUCUAGUUCAGAUAUAUAAAUCAAUACAUUGUACAAGUGGGAAAAAGUCUUUAUUAUUCUGGCAAGAAUAAAAAUAAAUCUCAU
Messenger RNA from Saccostrea echinata, 1609 nucleotides. RefSeq names its product melanocortin receptor 5-like. Gene Ontology annotation, cellular component: membrane. The transcript is spliced from 2 exons. The coding region runs from base 42 to 968 and encodes 308 amino acids. Gene Ontology annotation, biological process: G protein-coupled receptor signaling pathway. The record is from RefSeq and is a predicted model, not a curated record. NCBI's taxonomy places the organism in Eukaryota, Metazoa, Mollusca, Bivalvia, Ostreida, Ostreidae.